AUGGAUCAGCUUGCCACUCAUAACAGGAUGUUAGAAAACCAAAUAGCUCAACAAGCAAGUUCUUCUAGCAAAGCACAAGGGAAAUUUCCAAGUCAACCAGAGAAUCCUAGAGAACAUUGCAAGGCAGUGAUCCUAAGGAGUGGGAAAAUUGUGGGAGAUGAAAAGAAAGAUGAAAAAGAAGAGAAAAAGAAGAAAAAAGAUGAAGACAAUAAUGAAUCUACUUCAAAUCAUGAUGAAGUUAAUGAGGAAGCAAACAAGAAGAAGGAAGCUGAAAAAAAGAAGAGGAAAAAUGCAAUUUCUCAAAUGCCCUUAUAUGCUAAGUUCCUGAAAGAAAUUUUGUCGAACAUGAGGAGACUAGAAGAUUAUGAAACAAUAGCAUUAACACAGGAGUGUGGUGCUCUCUUACAGAAUAAGCUCCCACCGAAGUUGAAGGAUCCACGAAGUUUCUCUUUUCCUUGUCACAUUGGGGAUACUAAUAUUAAUAAAGCAUUGUGUAAUCUUAGAGCUAGUGUAAGUUUGAUGCCACUCUCCAUUUGUGAAAAGUUGAAGGGUGGAGAAUUGAAGCCAACAACCAUUUCUUUGCAACUAGCUGAUAGAUCUAUUAAAUAUACAGUAGGAAUUUUGGAGAAUGUACCCUUAAAAGUUGGGAAAUUUUUCAUUCCUGUGGAUUUUGUGGUUCUUGAAAUGGAAGAGGAUAUUCACAUACCUAUCAUUUUAGGAAGGCCAUUCUUAUCCACAGCAGGGGCUAUAAUUGAUGUGAAGAAUGAUGUUAUUGAUGAGAUUGUGGAAGAAGAAUUUAGGAAAAGAUAUCCUGAAGACCCUUUGGUGAAUUAUUUGGUACAUAGUAAAAUAACAAAGGAAGAAAAUCCUGAAGUUGCAGCCUUUGCUCAAAUUUUGGAUGCUACUUAA
This is a messenger RNA of Hevea brasiliensis (rubber tree), 909 nucleotides long. RefSeq lists its product as uncharacterized. Lineage: Eukaryota; Viridiplantae; Streptophyta; Magnoliopsida; Malpighiales; Euphorbiaceae. The record is from RefSeq and is a predicted model, not a curated record. The transcript has 3 exons. Bases 1 to 909 code for a protein of 302 amino acids.